Eurytemora carolleeae is the source of this 3466-nucleotide messenger RNA. Its product is annotated as non-canonical poly(A) RNA polymerase PAPD5. The transcript is spliced from 11 exons. The record is from RefSeq and is a predicted model, not a curated record. Gene Ontology annotation, cellular component: nucleolus; TRAMP complex. Gene Ontology annotation, molecular function: poly(A) RNA polymerase activity; mRNA binding. Bases 134 to 2428 code for a protein of 764 amino acids. Lineage: Eukaryota; Metazoa; Arthropoda; Copepoda; Calanoida; Temoridae. Gene Ontology annotation, biological process: RNA 3'-end processing.
CAUGCGUUUUAAUUCAGUAAUGGCUGACAUCUCGUGUGGAAAGGACAGCAGCUGUGAAUAGUGUAAAACUUAUUUUUGAAUUUACGACGUAAAAAGUGAUUGACAAGUUUCAGGACUGACCCAGACGAUAAUUAUGCAGCAGGAGUCUGGGUCCUUAAAAACUCUUCCUGCUCCCUCCUAUAUACCUCUGGAUGGACGAAACCAUCUCAGAGGGGUUCAGAGUCGACCCUACAGACACCAGUAUCCUAGUAAUCAUUACAACAGAACAAAAAGGAAGAGAGAGUCUUCAUCCUCCAACGGGCACACAACAACACGAAGUGAUUCGCCCCCAAUACAGGGUUUGCCCCGUUGGGCAGACCCUGUCUAUCCCUACACCAAGGGCAUUAUCGGGCUGCACCAAGAGAUAGAUGAUUUCUACCAAUGGAUAAUGCCUACUCCUGAGGAGCACUAUAUGAGACUGGAUGUGGUUCACCGUAUAGAGGAGUGUAUACAGAAGAUCUGGCCAGCAGCUACUCUUCAUAUAUUCGGCAGUUUCAGAACCGGCUUAUACCUCCCUACCAGUGAUAUUGACCUUGUGGUGGUUGGGAAAUGGGAAACUCUUCCACUACGAACCCUGGAAAAAGCCCUGCUGGACGCUAAUAUUGCAGACCCGGACACAAUCAAGGUACUGGAUAAGGCGAGUGUUCCAAUAAUCAAGAUCACGGACCGAGUAUCCAGGGUAAGGGUUGAUGUUAGCUUCAACAUGGCGAACGGGUUGAGGUCGGUUGAAUUGGUUAAACUCUACAAGAAGAGGUUUCCUCCGCUCUCUAAACUCAUCUGUGUCCUCAAACAGUUCCUUAUACAGAGGGAUCUCAACGAGGUGUUUACGGGAGGUUUGUCCUCCUACUGUUUAAUCCUAAUGGUUGUCUCAUUCCUUCAACUUCAUCCUAGACUAGACGCUUACUCCAGCUCAGCUAAUCUCGGAGUUCUACUACUAGAAUUCUUCGAGCUGUAUGGGCGUAACUUCAACUACCUGCACACAGGGAUACGAGUAGCAGGGGAGGGAGAAUAUGUUUCCAAACAGGAGAUACAGGAUAGUAUGCCUCCUGGUCAUCGACCCAGCCUGCUUUGUAUUGAGGAUCCUCUUCAAGCUGGUAACGAUGUUGGAAAAUCAAGCUACGGCGCACUUCAGGUGCGACAAGCUUUUGACUACGCGUUUGGUCAAUUGACCCGCGCGCUUUGUCGUGGUGGCGCCUCUGCUAGCCCCACCUUACUCUCAAGGAUAAUACAGGUUGACCAGGCUACGCUGGAUUAUAGGGCCUGGGUCAAACAAACCUUUCCUCAUUCUACACCGGAGGAACGAGAAGAUUCUGUGUCUCCGGUUCCACCAAUAGCAGAGGAGAAAACUAAUCCAGAGCACCAUAUAAACCCUGAGGAGAGCUUACCUUCAACCUACCUAGCUCAAGAUAAAGAGGACUCAUCGUCGGAGAGUUCGGAGAGCUGUUGUUCUUCCUCACCGGAGAGAACAUCUUCUCCGGAGCUUCCAGCUCGUCCUGCUUCCCCUACUCUGUCCCGGAGUACACCUGCCUCUGCUAUGUCUAUAAGUCCGGCGAAUAGUGAGGUUGGAACCAGAUCAAUAUCAAGGACGUCGGGACCCGCUCUUUCAGCUUCUCCCCCCACAGCACAAUCUCAAUCUAAACCUCAGUUUGCCACGCCCAAAUCUAGACACAGCACAUGGAGUAGGCGUGCCACUGGUCGGCAGGACAGGGCGGAUCUUGACUUGAAUUGGAGAGCAUCCGCUUCGGGUCCUGCCUCCGACCGGUCUAGUAACAGUGGUGGAGAGAGUAAGAAAACUGAAGGCGGAGAUAGAGCAGACAAAGAUUGGAACUGGAGAGAUCAUGAAAUAUCAAAACCCCCUUCGGGGAAAGAUAAUAAGAAAAAAGGAGCAACAACUGAACCAAUAGAGAAGAAAGAGGAACCAUCCAAAAGCGAUGUUACUAUAGUGCAACCUAAAUCUUCGGAUAAAAGAAUCCUGGAUUCUAAACCCAACAAGAAAGCAUCCGAGUCUAAUGCUCGGAAGCAAGUUGAAACGGUUGGUGGGAGAAAAUCCGAACCUCGGACAGGUAAAAGUUGUGAAGCCCCAGCUGUUGUUGAAAAAGGUUCUGGAUCCAAACUAACCCCUAUUGAUGGAGGUUCCCCUGCCUGUGACGCUAAAAAUGCUGGAAACGGGCGUUUAUCUGAUCCUUCCGCAACAACGAACAAAUUUGUCGAACAUCGAAGUGAUUUUAGUCAAGUGAAACGGUCGAAACGUAAGAAGAAAAAACGCGACAUGAACCAGAAAGAAACCUCCUCCAGUGAGUCGAAUAAAAGUGAAAUCAAAUCGCAAAGCACGAAAAAUCCCUCAAAUCGUUUUUCCGGCGUUGCAGGACCUCGAAUCCCCAAAAGGUGACGAUGCGAGUGGUCGGGGCGGAUCGCAGGGUGAGAGCACGCUCUCCAACUCUGCCUGCGAGUCCAGUCCCGAAUCAUACGACUUGGAUGACUCGCAAAAAAUAUCGUUCAGUGUAAGCUAUUUCAGCUGGAGUGUAAGUGACGAGGGAAGCGAGGAUGAAUGUGAAACUGUUACGAUAAAUUUAGAACGUCUCAAGAUACGGAAAUCUAGUCGGGAAAGAAACGAAUCUAGAUCACUUCACCCGUCCUAGCACAUUUCAUUUUAUUGUUUAGCCUCUUGCCAUUCCUUUCAUUUUCUUCCAUACACAUUAGUAAAUAACUGAAAUACCUAUUGUACUAGCCGUACACGGCAUGAUUCAUUUACCUUCUUGAAGUAUCUACCUAUAUUCCUGUUAAUACUCAGAAGAGAUUCAAGUAAUAUUGGGCAGGGAGUAUAUUUUCCUGAAAAAUCACCCCUCCCCCCUCUUUUGAUUUUUUUUUCAGAAGAUAGGUAGGUUUGGCCUCUGUAGGGAAGGUAUUAAACAGUAAAUGUUUGAAUCGAACAAUUAUUUUUUCCUCUCUGAUUUUCUUCUUAGAAAUCCUGGAUUUUGAAAAACUUCCUUAAUAAAUACAAAAAGAAUCCAAUGUCUGUUUUAAUAUUUGCUUGUUUCAAUCUCUUCUCUUUACUUCUAUUUAUUUCUAUUCACAUAACAUGCGUACUAUCGUUUGUAAUGGAAGAAUUUUACCUAAUUAUGAGACGAGAAAAUAUUAAAUUUAUCAUGAAAAGAUUACUCUAGACGGCUUAACUAAAUUAAUCCCUUGAGCAUUUUUCUUUUAUUUUGCAGACUAGCUUUCCGCGUUAAAUUUCCAUAAUCACACAAAAAUUUGGUCGCUCAGUAACUCUUCUGCCGUGUACUGUAAUCAUGUACACAAUAACAAUUUACGCUUGAAUGUUUGUAUAAUGUAAACCUCUAUGUAUAAUUUAAUGUAUUCAGAUAAAAUAUUGUUUUUUAUAUAAUUAAUUAAUCUGGCCUCUGUCAUUUAAAUCAAAGUUAAUCAA